Messenger RNA from Trematosphaeria pertusa, 405 nucleotides. RefSeq lists its product as uncharacterized. The record is from RefSeq and is a predicted model, not a curated record. The annotation marks the transcript as partial. The transcript has a single exon. NCBI's taxonomy places the organism in Eukaryota, Fungi, Ascomycota, Dothideomycetes, Pleosporales, Trematosphaeriaceae.
UUUGCAAACUCAAUCCCUCCUUUUUCAACCGCCGUGGGACCGGAGGCGUGGCUCCAACGAGGCCGCACUACUGAGGCAUUCGUAGCUGCCUACAAACCCCGAAUGGAGCAGUUUGUGCGAGCCAUUGAAAGGGCCGAAGCACGAUCAGAACCAGGCGGGACUCUAAAUGGUAAACCCCUUUCUAGCUUGAUGCGAGAGUCAUGGGAUACUAGAAGAUUCUGGUUUGAUUACGCGAUACGGAAGCCUUUCGAUGUGGAUGACGUCUUUUACACUCACUUAAACGAGGGCGAUGCUGGUGUUGAAUCACUGGACAAGAUUGCGCGUGUACACUUAGAGUCGUUCAUUCAGAUGAAGAUGGGGCAGAUGAAGGCAUAUGACGAGGAGUGUGCUGGGUUGGAUUUGUGA